Oppia nitens is the source of this 1489-nucleotide messenger RNA. RefSeq names its product dual specificity protein phosphatase 12-like. Gene Ontology annotation, cellular component: nucleus. The record is from RefSeq and is a predicted model, not a curated record. Gene Ontology annotation, biological process: protein dephosphorylation. Gene Ontology annotation, molecular function: protein tyrosine/serine/threonine phosphatase activity. The coding region runs from base 216 to 1424 and encodes 402 amino acids. NCBI's taxonomy places the organism in Eukaryota, Metazoa, Arthropoda, Arachnida, Sarcoptiformes, Oppiidae. The transcript has a single exon.
UAAAAAUUUCAUUUAGAUUUACUAAUGCAUCGGUGAUAAUAUCUACUGAAACUAUAUCAUUAGUGUCACCGAUAUUACUAUACCAACAAAAAUAGGAGACUAACACCAAAUACAGGCAUAUAUAUAGUGGACAGUUAGAUAUUCAGACAAACAGAGAGCACAGACUGUACAAUAGAAAGACAGACACAAAUCAUACAAUAUAUUAGAUAUUAGUAAUGACUAUAAAGCCAACCGAUAGAGACCUACCCGUCGACUACUCGAAGAUCGAGGACAACCUAUACUUGGGUAACAUUAUGGCCGCCUAUGACAAGGAAAUGUUGCGCAAGAAUGGCAUCAAACGUGUGCUGACGGUCAGGGAUGUCGGCAUCGAUGAGAGCGGUCGACUGCCAGAUGUCGAGUACUUGCAAAUCUGUUUGACGGAUAACCUUCAGGACGACCUGUUGACACACUUUGCCGUCGCUCAUCAGUUCAUCGACGACGGCCUACGACAAGGGCAACCAGUCUAUGUCCACUGCCGACUCGGUCAGUCACGUAGCGUAACAAUUGUUGUCGGAUAUAUCAUGCGUAGAGACAAACUAGACUACAAUGAAGCCCUGCGUCGGGUUAAAGCCAAACGGCCAAAAGCCCGACCGAACAACAGUUUCGAGUUUCAGCUAAAACUGUUCAAAGAGAUGAACUACGGUUUGGAUCCGAUGAACGUCCAGUUCAGACAAUAUCUGUUGACUCGACUGACAUAUGUGUUGAAAAAGAAGAUUAUCAACAAAACUACUGAUCCAGAUAUGACUAUUGUCGACAAGUUUUUUGAAAUUCUCGGCGACUCAGGCAAUGUUGACGGAACAGCUACUGUUGGCGGCGGCGGUGCUAUUACUGAUGGCCAAACAGCAACAGCCGAUAGUGGUCAGACAGCAGCUGUCAACGGCGGCGGCGGCGGAAACAGUGGUCAGACGACGACACAAGUCAGCGUCACUGCCGGUGGUGGUCCACAAACAACAGCAUCCAAAACAAGUGCCGGUAAGACAACAACAGUCGUGAGCGCCGCCAGUAAUCAGAUAGCAGUCGGUAAAGGCAGUAGUAGUAGUACUAAUAGUAGUAGUAGUGCUGGUCAGACAACACUUGGCAAUGAAUACAAGUGUCGCAAAUGUCAGAAAGUAUUGUUCAACGAGAUCCAAGUGGUCAGAGAUUUCAUAAAUGCUAGCGAAUCGCGAUACAAGUGUGACCACAUAUUUACCGAACCAAUCAAAUGGAUGCCAUUGGCCGAUAUUGUGUAUCAGCAGCCGUCCGGCGAUCUAAAGUGUCCGCAAUGUUCGGCCAAAUGCGGACAAUUUGAUUGGUGUAAUAAUCAGUGCCAAUGUAUUCUUCAUCAAAAGAUCAAACAGCUCUGUGUCUUCAAGUUUUUCGCAAAAGAGUUAAACUUUUUGAAGUAAUUAUUUGGUCUAUUGUUGUGCUGGUCAUCAAUAUUAUUGUUUAUUGUCAUAAAUGUGAUUACAAU